Sordaria macrospora k-hell is the source of this 1188-nucleotide messenger RNA. RefSeq lists its product as uncharacterized. Gene Ontology annotation, cellular component: membrane. Gene Ontology annotation, biological process: ceramide biosynthetic process. Gene Ontology annotation, molecular function: sphingolipid delta-4 desaturase activity. The record is from RefSeq and is a predicted model, not a curated record. NCBI's taxonomy places the organism in Eukaryota, Fungi, Ascomycota, Sordariomycetes, Sordariales, Sordariaceae.
AUGGCCGCCUCAGCGGUAACGACGGCCACCACGGACUCGUCGUCCAAGCAACGGAAACAACAACAGAAUGACAAGCUAGAGACCACUGGCGCUGCCAGCGACCAGAACGAUGCUCUCGAGAAGGACUUCUUUUGGACUUAUACCGAGGAACCUCACCGGACGCGGCGCAUGGCCAUUAUCAAGGCGCAUCCAGAGGUUACCAAGCUCUGCGGUCCCGAACCUUUAACCAAAUGGGUCGUCCUCGGCGUCGUCUCGCUCCAAUUCCUGCUCGCCCAUCUCCUGCGCGACACCUCCUUCUUCUCGUGGAAGUUCUGGCUCACGGGCUACGUCUUCGGCGCUACCUGCAACCAGAACUUGUUCCUAGCCAUCCACGAGAUCUCCCAUAAUCUGGCCUUCCGCUCGCCUACCGCCAACAGGCUCUUUGCUAUUAUCGCCAACUUGCCUAUUGCUGUGCCGUAUAGUGCUUCUUUCCGGCCCUACCACCUAACCCACCACAAAUCCCUCGGCGUCGACGGCCUCGACACCGACCUUCCCACCGCCUUCGAAGCCGUUUUCCUCGACUCCAUCCUCGGCAAAGCCUUCUUCUGCACCUUCCAGAUCUUCUUCUACGCCCUGCGUCCCAUGGCCAUCUACCGCGUACCCUUCACCUGGGUGCACUGGCUCAACCUCGUCAUCCAGCUCUUCGUCGAUUACUCUCUGGUCUUUUUGUUGCCAGACUCCUGGUUCACAGUUAACUCCCUCCUCUACUUUUUGUUGUCAUCCUUCCUCGCCGGCAGUCUGCACCCCACAGCCGGCCACUUCAUCGCAGAGCACUACGUCUACGAAAAGAUCACCCCCGAGGCGCGCGACCCUGCGAACAAGAUCCCUGUGCCGGAGACGUUCAGUUACUAUGGUCCAUUGAACUGGGUUACUUAUAACGUCGGGUUGCACAACGAACAUCACGAUUUCCCGGCCAUUCCGUGGACCAGACUGCCAAAGCUGUACGAGAUUGCCAGCGAGUUCUACGAGGGACUGCCGCAGCAUCGCAGCUGGACGCAUGUGAUUUGGCAGUUCAUCUUUGAUGAGGAGAUUGGUAUGCGGUGCAGGGUCAAGAGGAAGGUCGGUGGAAGGGUAGUGGGCGGUGGGAGUGCUAGUGCGAAGCCCCAGGCGAAGGAGGCCGGGUGGGGGGAUGAUGAGAUUGAGGCUUAG